AUGAGCGACGAAGUCUACGAGGGUGCCAUCGGCAUCGAUCUUGGCACCACCUACUCUUGCGUUGCCAACUACGAGGGCACCAAUGUCGAGAUCAUCGCCAACGAGCAGGGUAGCUUCACCACUCCCUCGUUCGUGUCCUUCACCAGCGAGGAGCGUUUGAUCGGUGAGGCGGCCAAGAACCAGGCUGCUAUGAACCCCGAGAACACCGUCUUCGAUGUCAAGCGUCUCAUUGGUCGCCGAUUCGAAGACGAGACCGUCACAAAGGACAUCAAGUCAUGGCCAUUCAAGGUCGUUGACCAGGGCGGCAGCCCUCUCGUCGAGGUUGAGUACCUCGGUGAGACCAAGCAGUUCUCUCCCCAGGAGAUCUCUGCCAUGGUUCUCGUCAAGAUGAAGGAGGUCGCUGAGACCAAGCUCGGCAAGAAGGUCGAGAAGGCCGUCAUCACCGUCCCCGCCUACUUCAACGACAACCAGCGUCAAGCCACCAAGGACGCCGGUGCCAUUGCUGGCCUCAACGUUCUCCGUAUCAUCAACGAGCCCACCGCCGCCGCUAUCGCCUACGGUCUCGGUUCCGGAAAGUCUGACAAGGAGAGGAACGUCCUCAUCUACGAUCUUGGUGGUGGUACUUUCGAUGUCUCUCUUCUUCACAUCCAGGGUGGUGUUUUCACCGUCAAGGCUACUGCUGGAGACACCCACUUGGGUGGUCAGGACUUCGACACUAACCUCCUUGACCACUUCAAGAAGGAGUUCACCAAGAAGACUAAGAAGGACAUCAGCGGUGACGCCCGUGCCCUUCGUCGUCUCCGGACUGCUUGCGAGCGUGCCAAGCGUACUCUCUCCAACGCCACUCAGACCACUGUUGAGAUCGACUCGCUGUUCGACGGUGAGGACUUCAACGCCAACAUCACCCGUGCUCGUUUCGAGGACUUGAACCAGAAGGCCUUCGCUGGCACUCUGGACCCCGUUGCCCAGGUUCUCAAGGACGCCGCCAUUGCCAAGGACAAGGUUGACGAGAUCGUCCUUGUUGGUGGUUCCACCCGUAUCCCCAAGAUCCAGAAGCUCCUCAGCGACUACUUCAACGGCAAGAAGCUCGAGAAGAGCAUCAACCCCGAUGAGGCCGUUGCCUACGGUGCUGCCGUCCAGGCCGGUAUCCUUUCCGGAAAGGCUACCUCCGCCGACACCGCUGACCUUCUCCUCCUCGAUGUCGUUCCCCUCUCCCUUGGUGUAGCCAUGGAGGGUAACAUCUUCGCCCCCGUCGUUCCCCGUGGUCAGACCGUCCCUGUAUGUAUCACCAUCGCUUUAUGA
This is a messenger RNA of Alternaria arborescens, 1302 nucleotides long. Its product is annotated as Heat shock protein. The transcript is spliced from 6 exons. Gene Ontology annotation, molecular function: heat shock protein binding; ATP-dependent protein folding chaperone; misfolded protein binding. NCBI's taxonomy places the organism in Eukaryota, Fungi, Ascomycota, Dothideomycetes, Pleosporales, Pleosporaceae. Gene Ontology annotation, biological process: cellular response to unfolded protein; protein refolding; vesicle-mediated transport. The record is from RefSeq and is a predicted model, not a curated record. Gene Ontology annotation, cellular component: plasma membrane; cytosol; cytoplasm. The coding region runs from base 1 to 1302 and encodes 433 amino acids.